AUGCCGAAGGAGAGGAAGGGCAGAAUCAACAAGCAGAACAGAGUCCGUCCUACGGGCCUGCCCACACUUGCCGAAGCGCAGCAAGCCAUAAUCGAAGAUGGAGAUUCCGAUGUGAUUGAAACGGGAGCGGACGUGCAGCCGAACAUUCCCAUUUUCCAGAAGGUAUUGAAGAGCGCGGAGGAGGCGGAUCGCGAGGUGGCCUGCAACGGCCUCGCCAAUCUGGUGCUCGAGGAGGACGAGGCCGUGCGGCUCUCCCUGGAGGAGGGCUCGCUCAAGACCCUGGUCAGCUGCCUCGCCGACCCGAGCCUCGCCGUGCGGAUCGCCGCCACCGGCGCCCUCAACAACCUCUCCACCGUGGCGCCCGUCGCCGCGUUCCCUCUUCUCCACCACCACUGCACCGCCACCCUCCUCGGCGUGCUCCAGCAGAACCUCCGGCUCGUGAACGACGCCAGCUCGGCCAAGUCGGAGGAGGAGGUCCAGCAGCUGUGUUCGCUGCUCGCGCAGACCAUCUCGCUCCUCUCCAACCUGAGCGAGAGCAGCGAGGCGGCCACCACCAUGAUCCUCCAGGCCGGCGCCCUCUCGCUCAUCAUCUCCUUCCUCCAGAACCCACAGGCCGUCCCUCCCGCCAUCCUCCUCGCCUCCGCCGGUCUGCUGCAGGUGCUGACCGACUGCGACAACGAUCGGCUGCUCAACCAGUGGCUGAGCGCGGGCGACCGGGAGUCGUUGGUCAAGCUGCUGCUGGCCUACCUCACGCGGCCCGACCCCGACGUCCGCUUCGCCUCGCUGCUGGCCGGGAGCGUGGUCAACAUGGGCGGCGGCCGCCACCCGGACAUCAUCCGCGCGCUCAUGUCCGUGCUCGACCUGUGCUGGAAAUUCGACGGCCUCGCCGGGUUGGUCGAGCUGAGCCAAUACCUCCAGCAGGCCCAGCAACAGGAGAAGAUCAUGGGGUCGACGGUGAACACGGCCGAGGAGGCUCUGGAGAAGUGGCGCACCAAUAUGGGCGCCCAGCAGGCCGGCUUUGAAAUUCUCACCAACAUAUGCUCGUCCAUCGAAGCUGAGGCGGCGGAGAAGGAGGAGGUGCCGCUGGCGGACGAUGAGGAGGAGACGGUCGAUGAGUCGCAGCUGCCGGCCGGGUCGGUCAACAUGGACGAGGCCACGGCCAUCGCGCCCGAGGUCCUGGCCGCGCUGCCGCUGCCGGCCAUCCUGGCCAAGGUGGUCGAGAAGGUCCAGUGGGACCGGACUCGCGUCACCGCCCUGGGCCAGACCUUCGGCUUCAUGCAGAAGUGCGUCACCCACUUCCACGACGUCCAGGCCCGCGCCCUCUCCUGCCUCAACAACAUGCUCCUCGUCCUCCCGCUCCCCGCCGACAAGCAACAGGCGGAGGGGCUGUGGGAGCUGUUGGUGAAGCUGUGCGUGGAGGCCGGGCAGCCGCUGCCGCCGCCGCUGGGCACCGACGCCAACAUGGAGACACCUCGAGCUCGUCACCGCCUCCAUUCCACCCAGCACGGCUUCCCCCUGUCGCCGCACACAAAUGUGGUGGAGGGAAUGGUGCAGCUGGCGGCCGGCUGUCCGUCGUUCGUCGCGCGGGCCAACGCCCUCGGCUGCCUGGGCAUCAUGGGCCAGCACCCGCAGCUCGUCGACCUCGCCCCCAAAGUGGCGGCGGUGUUGGUGCACAGCGUGGGCACGUCGCUGAUGGCGGAGCAGACGGCGGCGACGACGCCCGGUGAGUCGUGGUCGACGGUGCACGGCGCAGUGGUGGCCGAGGGGCUGAACAGUCUGUUCGACAUGUUCUCCGAGGAGGACAAGGACCACAUCUUCGCCCAGCUCGCCCUCCUCCCCAAGCUCCGAUCCUUCUCCCCUCUCCUCCGCAAUAAGAUUCGGCAGGAGAGUCGGGCACUGGAUCGGGAUUUGCUGGAGCGGCUGCGGGAGACAAAGCUCAACCUGGACCGAUUCAUCCAGUACAAGGCCCAGCACCUCAAGCAGUAA
Molecule: messenger RNA, 1986 nt
Organism: Acanthamoeba castellanii str. Neff
Lineage: Eukaryota; Discosea; Longamoebia; Acanthamoebidae
Product: HEAT repeat domain containing protein
Exons: 11
Coding region: 1-1986 (661 amino acids)
Biological process (GO): protein import into nucleus; ribosomal large subunit biogenesis
Source: RefSeq, a predicted model, not a curated record